AACUCACCUGCCUACCCACCCAUCCAGAGCCGCUGCCUCCUAACCAAGGCUCGCAUCGCUCCGCCGAACCCCCGCGCACUAAAAACGAAGACCACAUUCACUUCUCCUUCCUCAAGGAGCAGCGGCCAAGAAACUUCCCGACACACCGCCAACACCCAAGUUCCGACCGCGGAAGCCCACGACCCCCAUCCACGCAACCAGCAACCAACUACCACAGCGCACCUCUCCGCCGCUUCGCACACUACACAACAGCAUAACCACACACCAUGGCCUCAUCCGCCUCCAAACGCCUCUUCAAAGAAUACCGCGCCCUAUCCUCGGACCCACCAGAGGGUAUAACCGCGGGCCCCGUAAACGAAGACGACAUGUUCAUCUGGGAAGCGUUGAUCCAAGGCCCAGAAGGCACACCGUUUGAAGGCGGUGUCUUCCCCGCCGAACUGCGUUUUCCAAAAGACUAUCCGCUUGCGCCGCCCAAGAUGAAGUUUGUCACGGAUAUGUGGCAUCCGAAUGUGUAUCCGAAUGGCGAAGUCUGCAUAUCUAUUCUUCACCCGCCUGGCGACGACCCAAUGCACUACGAACAAGCGUCGGAACGAUGGUCGCCGAUUCAGAGUGUGGAGAAGAUAUUGAUUAGUGUUAUGAGCAUGUUGGCGGAGCCCAACGAUGAGAGUCCGGCGAAUGUGGAUGCCGCGCGCAUGUGGAGGGAGAAGAGGCACGAGUAUGAGAAGACUGUGAGGAAUAAUGUUAGGAAGAGUCUUGGAUUGUGAGGGCAAGGCAGAUUGGGCGCGCGCAUGAUUGUGGUUUAUGAAUGCAUGUCUUCGUGAUAGGUCAUUAAUUAACAAACUUUCCACCCCCUCUUCAUAUCUGAGUUCCAGUCUGAUAAACAAAAUGCUAAUGAAAUCGACGUGAUCCAAUCGUUCAGCAGUCUCGAAUUGUGGGCAAGUGUGCCACAGCUCAGACAACUUUUAGGCCAGUGACCUCGCCAUAGCCGUUGUACGCCACACCUCUGAAGUUCCACAGUGGACACUUUUCCUGCGUAUUACCGCUCUUGUCCGUGGCACGACUAACGACCGUCGCCUCCUUACCUUUCUCCACCUUUACUUUCGCCUUCCAUAGUGCCCACGCCCACUUGAGCUCAACAUCCUUGGCAUCUUCGUCGUCGUACGUGUUGAUUAGUUCAGCAUCGGCCCAGGAGUUUCCUCCAUCCGUGCUAACUUCAACUUUGACUAUCGGCCCGUCUGCUCCACUAGGCAGUGCAUAGCCUUUGACUUCAAUCGUACCAUCUUCUUCUUGCCGCACCGUGGACUCGGAUUUGGGGACAGCAAUGACACUAUUGACAGGCAUGUCAUGAAGUGCGUCAACUUUGCCCCAAUACUCUUCUGCCUUUUCUUUGCAAUCAGCCUCAGGAGGCAGGAUCUUGUAGUCGUGCUGUUGGUAGUAGCUAUCACUCUCGGUCAUUUGGACAGAGAUCUGAUCCAGCCAUUUUACGCUUCUCGC
Molecule: messenger RNA, 1494 nt
Organism: Pyrenophora tritici-repentis Pt-1C-BFP
Lineage: Eukaryota; Fungi; Ascomycota; Dothideomycetes; Pleosporales; Pleosporaceae
Product: Ubiquitin-protein ligase
Cellular component (GO): endoplasmic reticulum; cytosol
Source: RefSeq, a predicted model, not a curated record